Corvus hawaiiensis (hawaiian crow) is the source of this 1790-nucleotide messenger RNA. RefSeq names its product 7-alpha-hydroxycholest-4-en-3-one 12-alpha-hydroxylase. Lineage: Eukaryota; Metazoa; Chordata; Aves; Passeriformes; Corvidae. Gene Ontology annotation, molecular function: heme binding; sterol 12-alpha-hydroxylase activity; iron ion binding. The transcript has a single exon. The coding region runs from base 111 to 1640 and encodes 509 amino acids. The record is from RefSeq and is a predicted model, not a curated record.
CAGAGGUUUUCAGCUCUGCAUCUGCCUAUCAGCUGCUGCGUUGGAAUAAAGUACGCAUUCCCACCCCACCCUGUCUCUAGUCCCAGCUCCCAGACAGGCACAGAGCUCUCAUGGUGCUGUGGGUGAUUCUCCUCUGUACCUUGGUGUCAUCGCUGCUCGGUGGGCUCUAUGUCCUGGGUGUAUUUCGGAGACAGAGACCCAAUGAGCCGCCCCUGGAGAAAGGUACCAUUCCCUGGCUGGGCUACCUGCUGGAAUUCAGAAAGGACAGCUCAGAGUUUCUCAAAAGGAUGCAGAGGAAACACGGGGAUGUUUUCACGGUGCUGAUCGGUGGCUAUUACUUCACCUUCGUGAUGGAUCCCUUCUGCUUUGGCACCAUCGUGAAGGAAUCACGAUCUAAACUGGACUUUAGGACUUCUGCAAUUCAGCUGGUCAUGCAGGUUUUUGGCUACAAGGCCACCGAAGCCACUCAUAGCAUAGUUCAUACCUCGAGCACAAAGCACCUGAUGGGAGAUGGCCUCACUGUCCUCACACAAGCCACCAUGGAGAGCUUUCGGAAGCUGCUGCUCUUCAACCUGAGCUCAGGAGAGAAGCGAGUGUGGCAGGAGGAAAACCUCUUCCACUACUGCUACAACAUUGUCUUCAGGGCCGGGUACCUGGCUCUGUAUGGCACCGAGCCAUCCCGAGGGGCAGGGAACAAGGAGAAAGCUGAAGAGCAGGAUCGCCUCCACUCCAACCAGCUCUUCCAGGAAUUUCGGAAGUACGACCGCCUCUUUCCUCGCCUGGCCUUUGCUAUGUUGCCUCCCAAGGACAAAAGAGAAGCUGAGCGGCUGAAGAGACACUUCUGGAACGUGCUGUCUGUGAAGAAGGCCUGGCAGAAGGACAAUAUGAGUGGCUGGAUAAGCGAUCAAGACCAGCUUCUGUCAGAAAAUGGUGUCCCCGAGUACAUGCGGGAUCGUUUCAUGUUCAUGCUCCUCUGGGCAUCCCAAGGCAACACGGGCCCAACUGCAUUCUGGCUCCUCUUGUAUCUGCUGAAACAUCCAGAGGCUCUGAAGGCUGUGAGAGAUGAGGUGGAUAAAGUCUCGAGGGAGAGCGGGCAGGAGAUGAAGGCAGGGAGCCCCCCAGUUACCGUCACUAGGGACAUGCUGAACCAGACUCCCCUGCUGGACAGUGCCUUGGAGGAGACCCUGAGGCUAGUGGCGGCCCCGAUGCUGGUCAGAGCUGUCCUCGAGGACACCAGCCUGAGGACAAGCGGUGGAACAGAGUUCACCCUCCGCAGGGGAGACAGGUUGGCUCUGUUCCCACACAUCUCCGUGCAGAUGAACCCAGAAAUCCAUGUGGAGCCUCACAAAUUUAAGUAUGACCGAUUCGUAAACCCAGAUGGCACCAAGAAGGAUUUCUACAGAAACAGGAAGAAGCUGAAAUUUGUCAACAUGCCAUGGGGGGCAGGAGUUUCCACCUGUCCUGGGAGGUUCUUUGCCACAGCUGAAAUGAAACUGUUUGUGUUCUUGAUGCUGAGUCACUUUGACCUGGAGCUGGUCAAUGAGGAGGAGGAGAUCCCAGCCAUAGACAUCAGCCGCUGGGGAUUCGGGACGAUGCAGCCUGUCCACGACGUUCGCUUCAGAUACCGGCCACGCUUUUAACUUGGGGAGUCCUGGUGGUGUUCUUUGUUCUGGUGUCACCUGUGAGACAAAUUGCCUGCUCCCGUGGUUAUCAGACCCGUGUGGUGCCAACACUGAUAUGAUCUUGUUUGCUUAAUGCUUAUCAUGGCUUUUGUUUUAACUUCCUUCAUA